AUGGACGACGGCUCGGCUGCCUCCGACACUGGCGGCUCAGCCCCGUCUCCUCACCGCGGCCCCGCCCAGCCGCGUGCCUCGACCUCGGCCGCUCGCUUCCCUCUCUCGACCACGGCCUCGCCUCACCCGGCCACCGACAGCCACGACGACCAGCACGACGACGACGACGACGACGACGAUGAUGAAGAAGCGUGGGACGAGGUCGACAUCCCGCAGGCCGCGGCAGAAGUGCCCCUCCCCGACCUCGACGGCGCCAACGACGCUCUCGACGCGGCCACCGCGGCGCAGCGGGCAGGAGGAGGCGGCAUUGAGAUCGUCAUAUCUCGCGCGAGCACCAAGAGCAAGGGCAAGGGCAAGGCCAAGGCGGGCGAGACGGCUCGCGAGCGCAUGGUCCGCCAAGAGCGCCACAAGGUCCACGUCCUGUCGCUCGUCGCCACCGGCAUCGUCCGCAACAAGUGGCUCAACGACAAGGAGCUCCAGGCCCGCCUCGUCUCGCUCGUCCCGGCGCCGCUCCUGUACGCCUUCACCUCGAUCACGCCUCAGAAGUACCCGAACCCGCGCGACCGCUCUCGCCUGUUCGACCUCGCCCUCCAGGACCUCGUCUCGUGGUGGUACGCCGCCUUUGAGGUCGUCCCGAACCGCGCCCUGCGCCGCCGCCGUCCAGACGACGUCGACGACGAGGUGGCCGGCUGGGCCGACGAGGGCGAGCGCCUGCGCGCACGCGUGCGCACCAAGCUCGACAAGGCGCGCAAGGCCGGCCGCGAGCCGACGGGCUUGACCGACCCGUCCAAGAUCCCGCUGUACCCGUGGGAGGAGGCGCCCCUCCUCACUGGCUCGCAGCGCACGGCCGCGCUCCGCCGCCCGGACGGCCAGCUGCCGCUCACGCCCGACGGCGCCUUCAUCCGCGCGUUCCUCCCUGCGUCCGACACGUGGGAGGUCCUGCGCCCCGUCGCGCCGCCACUUUCGGCGUCGACGUCGUCGAGGGGCACGAGCGGCGGCGGCGGCGGCAAGGGCGCGCUCGGCAGCCUGUACGCGGCGGCGGCCAUGCUUCGCGGCAGCGCCGACCUCCAGGUGCAACUCCUCGUCGCGCUCAUGCGCGCGCUCGACAUCCCGGCGCGCCUUGUCGUCAGCCUCCAGGCCAUGGAGUGGCGCAGCAAGUCGCAGAGCGGCGCGGCGCCCAAGCGCGGCGGCGGCGGCGGGUCCGGCGCCAAGGGUCGAGGAGCGGGCAAGGGCAAGGGUCGAGCGGCAGUAGGAGCGUCGACGGACGACGACACGGGCAGCGCGGCGUCGGCGGCGGCGUCAGGGAGGAAGCCGCCGGUCGGCAAGGCGGUCAAGGGCAUCAAGAAGGCGAGCGCGCCCGAGACGCUCGUCCUCUCGAGCACGGCGUCCGAGGGCGAGACGGGCAGCGGGAGCGCAGGAGGGAGGAGCGCCGGCGGGACGAGGAGGAAGGGUCCGGGAGCAGGGGGUGGGUGGGUCGAUGGGCAGGGCAAGAUGGCGUACAAGGUGCCCAAGGUCAACCUGCGGCGGUCGAGCGGGCCGAGCGUCAAGGUCCCAGGGUGGAAGAAGGAGGAGGAGCUGCGGCGAGGAGCGAGUCCAGACGCCUACGCCCUCGCGACACCGCCGACCCAGUGGAUCGAGGCCUACACGCGCUACAACAAGGAGUGGAUCACGGUCGACCCGUCGCGCAAGCGCAUCCGGUGCCAGAAGAUCAUGGAGCCGCAGCGCGGCGAGAGCAAGAACGGCGGCGAGGGCAACGUGCUCGCCUACGUCGUCGCGUACGAGGAAGAUGGGUCCGUGCACGACGUCACGCCGCGCUACGCUCGCGCGUUCACCAACACGACGCUCAAGCUCCGUGUCCCGACGUCGACCAAGCAGCGCAAGGACAACGACGGGCGCGACUGGUUCGCCGGCGUCGUGCAGCCCUGGAGGAGGAAAUUCGUCCUGAAUCGCGAUCGAGAGGAGGAGCAGGAGCUGUGGAGCCGGUCGAUCAACGAGCCUUUCCCGACCUCGAUUGGCGGCUUCAAGAACCACCCCAACUACGUCCUCGAGCAGCACCUCCACCGCGACGAGGCGCUUCGCCCCGGCGCUCGCGACUACGGCCUCUUCAAGGGCGAGUACCGCGUCUUUCGUCGCGCCGACGUCCUGUCGGUCAAGUCGGCCGAGAACUGGUAUCGUCAAGGUCGCUCGGUCCGGCCCGACGAGAUCCCGCGCAAGUUCGUCAAGCAGCGCGCCGUCACGAUCAACAGCCGCCGCAAGGAGGAGUUCCUCAAGAUGGACGGCGGCGAGGUCGACGAGCAGCCGCUGUACAGCGAGAACCAGACCGACGUUUACGUGCCGCCGCCAGUCAAGGACGGCAAGGUCCCCAAGAACAACUUUGGCAACAUCGACCUGUUCGUCCCGUCGAUGCUGCCCGAGGGCGCCGUCCACCUGCCGAGCAAGGUGGCGGCAAAGUGCGCCAAGACGCUCGGCAUCGACUACGCCGAGGCCAUCAUCGGGUUCGAGUUCCGCCAACGUCGAGCUACGCCACUCAUGGCCGGCGUCGUCGUCGCCGCAGAGCAUGCCGAGACGCUGCGCGAGGCCAUCCUCAACCUCGAGCAGUCGACAUUCGAGCGCGAGCUCGCCAAGCAGCAGGACCGCGUCCUCAAGCGCUGGCGCAAGCUCAUCCAGGGCCUGCGCAUCCGGCAACGCCUGCUCGACCAGUUCAAGGACCCCGAGGCCGUCGAGGAGAGUCUCGAAAGGGAGCUCAAGGCGGACAAGAAGGGCAAAGCCAAGGCCAAGCCCGACGCAGAACUUUCCGCACCCUCCUCCGCUCGCUCGACCCCGGCACCCGCACCCUCUGCGCCCUCUUCCGCCGCCCCCUCCCCAGCCGCCGCCCCCUCUCCCCUGCGCAUCAAGCUCCCUGCGCGAGGCGCCAAGCGUGCGGCGUCCGCCUCGCCACCCUUGCCCGACGACGCCGGCUCGUCCGCGUCCGACUCGCGCACGCCGCGCAAGCGCGUCGCCGCGCCUUCUGCCGCCACUGCCCCAGCAGGAGCAGGCGACGAGACGAGCGGGACGAGCACGAGCGGGAGGUCGUUGAGGGUGCGGAUGCCGGUCAGGCCGCAGCGGGACGAGGUCGUGCGCGAGGAGGUCGAGGCGCCGAGGACGCGCAGGUCGACGAGGGCGAGUGCGGCCAAGGCGAGGGGCAAGCUCGUCGAGGAGAACGGCGCGAGCGAUGCCGAGGAGGAGCAGGGCGAGUCAGGGGCGCCAGGGCAAGAAGAGGAGGCAGUCGAGGGGGAGGGAGGAGGAGAGGGAGGAGGUGACUCGGACUACGGGUUCGAGUACGAGGAUGACUGAGCCUCGCCUCGCUCGACAGCAUGUGCAACGACGCUUGAGCUCGCAAGUG
Molecule: messenger RNA, 3382 nt
Organism: Rhodotorula graminis WP1
Lineage: Eukaryota; Fungi; Basidiomycota; Microbotryomycetes; Sporidiobolales; Sporidiobolaceae
Exons: 12
Coding region: 1-3333 (1110 amino acids)
Biological process (GO): nucleotide-excision repair; mismatch repair
Cellular component (GO): nucleus; cytoplasm; nucleotide-excision repair factor 2 complex
Molecular function (GO): damaged DNA binding; single-stranded DNA binding
Source: RefSeq, a predicted model, not a curated record